AUGGGGCUGCUGCUGAUUGGGCCAGUGUCCCUGGCAGCAUCCUCAGCAGUGCCCCAGCCAAUGACCUUGGCACAGCUCCAGUCAAUGACAUACACCUUGUCGUUUUUGAUGCACACAUUCCCUGCCGAAAUGUCCCUGUGCAGGAUACCAGUGUCAUUUGCCUGGGAAAGACAUAGGGUCAGCUGCUCGACAAAGCCAGAAACCAGCUCGUCUUUCUGAUCGUCGGCCUUGUCUUUCAGAUACUUGGCUAUUGGCU
Kickxella alabastrina is the source of this 256-nucleotide messenger RNA. RefSeq lists its product as uncharacterized. The transcript has 2 exons. Lineage: Eukaryota; Fungi; Kickxellomycota; Kickxellomycetes; Kickxellales; Kickxellaceae. The record is from RefSeq and is a predicted model, not a curated record. Bases 1 to 219 code for a protein of 72 amino acids.